This is a messenger RNA of Fonsecaea pedrosoi CBS 271.37, 1008 nucleotides long. RefSeq lists its product as uncharacterized. The record is from RefSeq and is a predicted model, not a curated record. Lineage: Eukaryota; Fungi; Ascomycota; Eurotiomycetes; Chaetothyriales; Herpotrichiellaceae. The coding region runs from base 1 to 1008 and encodes 335 amino acids. The transcript has a single exon.
AUGGCUGUGAAUAUCCACUUCCACUGCAGCCAAAGCAGCCAGCCAGCGGUCACCGUGAAUAUCUUUCCUCCCAAUCAUGAAAACGAUCAACGAACGCCCACGCAGCUGCCCACACAGUUGAUUUUCGACAUGCAUCGUCCUGAUGACCCUCCCCAAAGACACGGCGUCAGAGAAAAUUCCCACCCUCCCUCGCUGCCACCACCAACCGAGAGUGACAUUAAUGCCACCACAAAAACUCCAGGGGGUGUUAGAGGUGUGUUGAAACGAGGUCUUACAUCUGCAAAAUGGAAGCAAUGGCAUAAAGGAGAUCCCCGUCUGAGCUUGAAAAGGCGUUUGAUGGGCGGAAUUUUCUACCAAUCACAAGUGAAAAGGACGGUCGAUAGACGUGGUGGUGGCUGCAGCAGGGAGAAUAGGUCCCACAAGGCUGCAGGGCAAAAUUUCAGAGGUAGUGGUCAGGUUUCUUCUGCCUGUCCUCCAAAAUCGAGCGACUGCUGCUUCCCUGCGUCGAAUCGUCAACAACCCACACCGGAGAGCGAUGGUGUGGAUGGUGCAGGUCCCAACUGUGUUGUUCCAGCCGUACUCCCUGUGCGAGAACCAUUGAUUGCGGGCAACAACCCCCGGGUGCGUGAGUACAGAAGCCUCGAGCUGAUUGUGCAGAUGCGCAAUGGCAAGGUAGAUUACUUCUUCGCGACCAUGGACACCGGCGCCGACCUCAACAUGAUGACUGCGACUGCGGCGGCUGAGCUGGGGUAUGAGCCCGGCGCGGAAAAGAGGGGCACGAUUGUAGGAGGCAUCGAAGAGCAUGUAGCUGUCUCGAUGGGGACGGUCCAGAUCCCGUUCUGGCUCCGGUGUGAUAGCAAUCAACGAUCGGCCGAGUUCCACAUUGUGCAUGACCUUGCUGGCCACCGAGCACUCCUGAGUGUGCAGCUGACCAUGAAGCUGGGUCAUCUUCCUCGACCUCAAUGUGAGGCAUGCGACAAUGCUGUGCUCGGCAGCGCCUCGUCCUGA